Necator americanus (New World hookworm) is the source of this 567-nucleotide messenger RNA. RefSeq lists its product as uncharacterized. Lineage: Eukaryota; Metazoa; Nematoda; Chromadorea; Rhabditida; Ancylostomatidae. The transcript has 4 exons. The coding region runs from base 1 to 567 and encodes 188 amino acids. The record is from RefSeq and is a predicted model, not a curated record. Gene Ontology annotation, cellular component: extracellular region. Gene Ontology annotation, molecular function: cytokine activity.
AUGCGAUUUCUGAACCUUCUCGCCAUUCUUCUGCUAAAUUUACAACAAUACUUCGCCUCGGCAAAGAUUCACAGGCAGCGACAUUUGCACAAGCCUCAUCGGCUUUGUGUCGAGCCGCCCACCCUGAGAGAUGACCAUGCCGCAUGGAUGCGAGAGUCGCUGGAAGGUGUUGGCGCAGAAGUGGACGAGGAUUGGUCCCCACCGUCGUCAGAGCCGGCGAUUUGCAACAAAUCACCACGAGCCGAAGGUGAUACGACAGUUAUGCAGCGAGCUAUGUGUCCAUGGGAAUCGCGAGUGAACUUCGACGAGACCCGAGAGCCAAAAAUGAUCUCCGAAGCGGUAUGUCUUUGCCGACGAAGCAGAGGGGCCACCGGCGCUUUUUGUCUGCCCAUCAAAAGAGAGAUUCCAGUAAUGCGGAGGGUCUCUUGCGACAUAGAGAGUGGAUAUUGGCGAUACGAAAGAGCGUCAAUGUCGAUCACCGUAGGAUGUCAUUCGGUCCUGCCUCGAACGCAGCGAGCCUCAUCGUUGUCCAAACAUUACCGCAAACACGUUCCUGACGCAGUGUAG